AUGAAGCCUGUACUGAAGAGACAUAUUUUCUGGUUGGUCCUCUUCAAGGCCUUUCUAUUAUCAGAAAUGCUGGUGUCAGCUCUGGAUCUGCAGUUACCUGGUAACAAUCAGCCUCGAUGCGCUGGGAUAUCAAGAGGUAAACACUUUGUUCUUGGAUUUAUUGAUAGUUACGAUGACCGCUACCUCGCAUCCAGGGAGCUGUCUAUUUUGGUGGUGGCGUUCAGUAAUCAGCAAACCACAGUCACCAUCAGCAGCAAGCACGAAAUAGCAGGGGAACCAUUCCAGGAGACCUUUGUGAUCGAUGCAGGUGGAUUCAUGCGGACCAACGUACCAGUUGAACUUGUGAUGGUUAAUACUGAGAGAAGCCAAAAGGUGCUGGAAAUUUCAGCAAGCUCUGAUGUUUCUGCUUACGGUCUGAUAUAUCAAGAUUACACCACUGACGGCUUUCUCGGUAUACCAACAAAUAAUCUCGGCACGCAAUACGUCGUGAUAACGUCAAGACCAAUAGUUGACCACAACUCGCAGUUUGCUGUAAUUGGGACAGAGGAUUUCACUUUGGUCCAGGUUAUAUUACGAGGAGCUGUUACUUUCGAAGGGCAAAGCUAUAGUCCAGGUGAUGUGCUGAGAUUUGCUGUCAAUAACUUAGAAGCCGUUCAAAUCCAAGGUCAGAGUUCGGUAGAUUUAACGGGAAGUAUCAUUCAGAGUGACAAACCAGUUGUUGUGUUUAGUGGCAAUGAAUGCACAAGCCACGCUGGUUCAUAUUGUGACACGGUGACUGAACAAUUGGUACCCGUGAAGAGCUGGGGACUGAGACACAUCUACACCGCGGCCCGCAGUGACGAUGACAACAUCUACCGAAUUGUUGCUUAUUUCAACGAAACUAAUCUCACAAUCCCCGGCCUUGAACACCAGUCGUUGGAACCGGGUGAUUUUUGGGAGGGGCGUCUUUCUGGUUCCGGCCUCGUUACGUCAAGCAAACCAGCUCUGAUGAUGCAGCAUUUGGCGUCCAUCAAUGGUAUCACAGUCGACCCCUCCAUCAUUCAGGUUCCUGCAGAAGAACACUUUGGGUUUGUGUUUGGAUUCACGACCCCUCCUCACUCGGGAGAAGAUUCCGGAGGUUACUUUAAUUUCAUCAAUAUCAUUGUGAAACGUGAAUCCCGACACAAUGUGUAUCUUAAUAGUUUACCUAUCAACGGCAGAAAUGUGCUUGUAAGCGAUGUUCCUCACACUAGUUACAUAUCGCUGACUGUUCAACUUCCAAAGGGUGAAGGUGUCUACUACGUCGAACAGAUUGACCCUUAUUCAGCACCCCUCUCCGUCAUUGUCUACGGGUAUGAAGACGACGAAUCCUAUGGCUACGCCGCUGGUCUGUCUCUCCCAAGCAAUAAUCAAGUGCCGAGUUUGAUACCGUACUAUUUGCGAGAACUUGGAGGCGAGCUUUUCACGAUGACUGUUCCCUGCUUGCAAACUAAUGAUAUGUCCUUUCAACUUGCUGCAAAGUGCAAAUUUUCCACUGGAUUUGGAGACGUCAUUGUUUCUGGUGAACGCACCGACUCUUACAAUGUUGUCUGUAUCACUCCCAUCUUUUACAAGAAGGGACUUACAUCUGUCUAUGUAUCACUUGACGAUGGUGAAUCAUUCCCAUACUCCGGCAUUGUGUACAUUGCAUCUGAAGAGGAUCUGCCACCACUCCUUCAAAUCCAACAGGUGAAUUCUGAGUAUGGAGAUGGCAUCAUUGACCUGACCUCAGAUGAUCCGAUCAUGUUCUCCUGGGAUCCUAGAAGUCUUGAUGAAGAAGUUUCACAUGUGACUGUUAUGAUACAAGACACAGAUAACGACAGUGAUGGGAAUCCAGUCCUGAUGGAAGGUGUCGCAGUGAAGAACCAUGCCAUAAAUAACGGUAGUUUGAUGAUACAUCCAAGAGCCCUUCAAUCCCUCACCAGUGAUGGUUUGUCACUCGCAGCAUUUUAUCUUACUCCGUCUGGAUUGAGAAGACGAGGAAAUAUUGGAUGUUUGUUGUGGCGCAUAAGAUAUUAUGGUCCUGCUGUAAUUAUAGUUACUGCGAUCACCUGUGAAAUUUCAAAGUACCAGUUAAAGAAUACUGUGCCUACAGGACUGUCUCCAUGUCCUUGCAACACAAGACAAGUUGAAAGAGACCUGAACUUCCAGGAGGCGAAUUUUGCGAAUUUCUUCUUUCAUCCGGGUGCUGAGAACUGUUAUCGGUCUGUUAAUUCAUUGCCAACUGGAGCAGGUCAACAGUGUUGUUACGGAAGAGACGGUAAUAUCCUGGUAGGUCCCCCAGGGGGAGGAACAGCCGACAGUUAUUGCCCCAGCGACUGGAAUACAGUCUGGCAUCAGUGGUUCGACGUUGUUCCCUGGCUUUGCUUGUGCAAACUCUCCAACAACUGUAAGGAAUACUACAAGUACAGACCAUCCGAUGAUUGUUCUAAUUACGAACCACCUCGCCCGGCUGGGGGCACUGGGGAUCCCCAUGUGACAAGUUUCGAUGGCUACAAGUUCACCUUCAACGGAGCCGGGGAAUUUCUGAUGGCGUCAUCUGCAGUAAAAAACUUAACCUUUCAAGCCCGUAUGGAGAGGUACCGCAACACCAACGCAUCUGUGUACACGGCAUUUGUUUUUCAAACCAACGAUUCAUCCAAAGUCCAGGUGCAGAUGUCGAACAUCCACGAGACACUGAUUCUUGUAGACGGUGAACCAUUGCGUCUUGACUCUCUCCCGGUCAAAGUUCAUCACCUCAGAGGUGUUCGAAUCCGCUUCAACUCUAACAUGAACAAAAUCAACGUAGCAUUCAAUUCUGGUAUCGCUGUAACCGUGUACAUUGAUACCGAGAUGAUGUCGUUCAUCGCUCAACUGGACACUAAGUUCCAGGGUCAAAUUCAAGGACUUCUUGGAAACCUGAACGGAAACCCAGAUGACGACCUUCAGUUCCCAAACGGAACCAUUCUUGAGCCUGGUUCUUCGCUGAAAGAAAUUCAUGAGUUUGGUUUGGAGUGGUUGGUGGCUCCAGAGGAGUCAAUAUUCACCUACAUCUCCCCAUUUGACUACAACACCUACUACCUUCCUGAGUUUUCCCCGACCUUCGAGGUUCCUGAUCUUAAUUUAGUGAGUCAGGAAAUCAAGGAUCUGUGUGGCGAUUCCAUUGAGUGUGUCUUUGAUGCGGUAAUCACCGGCAGCCUGUCUUUUGCUAACGAGACUCUUGUGGUAACAGUCACAAUAACUGAAGUCCAGAAAGGAUUGGUCAAGAUUGUCAGUUGUGGCUACCCGGGUGAUGUGGAGAACGGAUUGCUGUCAGGGUCUGUGUAUUUCGUGAAUGCCACUGUGGAUGUGGCUUGUGAUGAUGGCUUCACCUUGAAAGGGACAUCAAAAUUGACCUGUCUUGAAGAUGGUCAGUGGUCGUCUGAUCUCCCUGUUUGUGCUGUUAACUGUGGCUACCCGGGUGAUGUGGAGAACGGGUUGCUGUUAGGGUCUGUGUAUCUCGUGAAUGCCACUGUGGAUGUGGCUUGUGAUGAUGGCUUCACCUUGAAAGGGUCUUCCAGAUUGAUCUGUCUUGAAGAUGGUCAGUGGUCGUCUGAUCUCCCUGUUUGUGCUGUAGACUGUGGCUACCCGGGUGAUGUGAAGAACGGAUUGCUGUCUGGGUCUGUGUAUCUCGUGAAUGCCACUGUGGAUGUGGCUUGUGAUGAUGGCUUCAUCUUGAAAGGGUCUUCCAGAUUGAGCUGUCUUGAGGAUGGUCAGUGGUCGUCUGGUCUCCCUGUUUGUGCUGUCGACUGUGGCUACCCGGGUGAUGUGGAGAACGGAUUGCUGUCAGGGUCUGUGUAUCUCGUGAAUGCCACAGUGGAUGUGGCUUGUGAUGAUGGCUUCACCUUGAAAGGGUCUUCCAGAUUGACCUGUCUCGAGGAUGGUCAGUGGUCGUCUGAUCUCCCUGUUUGUGCUGUCGACUGUGGCUACCCGGGUGAUGUGGAGAACGGAUUGCUGUCAGGGUCUGUGUAUCUCGUGAAUGCCACUGUGGAUGUGGCUUGUGAUGAUGGCUUCACCUUGAAAGGGUCUUCAAGAUUGACCUGUCUUGAGGAUGGUCAGUGGUCGUCUGGUCUCCCUGUUUGUGCUGUCGACUGUGGCUACCCGGGUGAUGUGAAGAACGGGUUGCUGUCAGGGUCUGUGUAUCUCGUAAACUACACAGUGGCUGUAACUUGUGAUGAUGGCUUCAUCUUGAAAGGGUUUUCCAGAUUGACCUGUCUUGAGGAUGGUCAGUGGUCGUCUGACCUCCCCAUUUGUGUUGUCAACUGUGGCUACCCGGGUGAUGUGGAGAACGGAUUGCUGUCAGGGUCUGUGUAUCUCGUGAAUGCCACUGUGGAUGUGGCUUGUGAUGAUGGCUUCACAUUGAAAGGGUCUCCCAAACUGACCUGUCUUGAGGAUGGUCAGUGGUCGUCUGGUCUCCCUGUUUGUGCUGUCAAGAUUGUCAACUGUGGCUACCCGGGUGAUGUGGCGAAUGGGUCGGUUUCUGGGUCAGUGCAUUUUGUGAAUGCCACCGUGGAUGUGGCUUGUGAUGAUGGCUUCACCUUGAAUGGGUCUGCCAGGUUGACCUGUCUUGAGGAUGGCCAUGACGAUGCAAGAAGCUAA
Molecule: messenger RNA, 4635 nt
Organism: Patiria miniata (bat star)
Lineage: Eukaryota; Metazoa; Echinodermata; Asteroidea; Valvatida; Asterinidae
Exons: 2
Coding region: 1-4635 (1544 amino acids)
Source: RefSeq, a predicted model, not a curated record